Molecule: messenger RNA, 1563 nt
Organism: Melanaphis sacchari
Lineage: Eukaryota; Metazoa; Arthropoda; Insecta; Hemiptera; Aphididae
Product: sodium channel protein Nach-like
Exons: 10
Coding region: 8-1558 (516 amino acids)
Biological process (GO): sodium ion transmembrane transport
Cellular component (GO): membrane
Molecular function (GO): ligand-gated sodium channel activity
Source: RefSeq, a predicted model, not a curated record
AACAUUAAUGAUGUUUGACGGUCUAAAUAACAUAGAAAAAGUCGACACUCCGAAAAUAAAGCUAUUGAAGACCAGCAUGCGUCUCCAAUUCAAUGAAUUUUUCAACCAAAGCACAUUACACGGCGUUAGAUACAUAGCACAAAGCGAUCGACCACUUCACGAACGGUUCAUGUGGUUUAGUUUCUUAUCUGUGGGUAUCGUUGUUACUUCUAUCAUAAUUAUAUCGCUCUGGGAGAAGUUUCAAACAAGUCCAACCAUUACCGGAUUAGAUACAGAUUUCCACAGUUGGGACGUACAAUUUCCAGCUAUAACGGUAUGUCCUAAACGACCAACUUCCGAUGAAAAAGUAUGGGAGUACGUUACGAGUGUGUACGAUAACAACACGGAUAAUGAGCGCGCAGAAAUAUUUUUUAAGUUUGUUAACGAAGUAGCGUCGUUCUCAUACGAAAAUAUUCAAAUGUUUAAACAAUUUUCAAAAUACAAUUGGCUACCAAAGGAUAAAUUUAAAGAUUUAGCUUAUCAAGUAGUAUAUCAUUGCGAAGACUUACUAUACGAUUGCACAUUUAAAGGCGAACCAUACAAUUGUUGUUUGGGAUUUGAACCGGUGUUCACAGAAUACGGAUUUUGUUACAGUUUCAAUACUAAACACGUAGAACUGGAUUGGCCAUGGCUACCCGAAAAUUAUUUAAAAGCUAAUAUAGAAUACGUCUACGAAACAGACAAUAAAUUGACCAUUACGUUUAACAUGGAUAAUGUAACUAAAAACCCAUUAAAGGUAUUCAUACACAGCAUAGACGACAUGUUAAUCGUAGACUCGUUACCGCAACAUCUGUGGACCAGGAGAAUAGCGAAAAUAUUUUUUAAUAGCAAACAAACGUACACCACCGAAGGCGCUCGACAGUUAACGAUAAAACAAAGGAAAUGCGUUUUUCCAGACGAAAUUUCAUUACUGACAGACUCCAACUACACGUUUAGUGCAUGUAUGAUUCAAUGUCGAAUGGAUACCAGCAGGAAACUAUGUGGAUGUGUCCUUUGGCUCUAUAAAUCUAUUGAUGGAUAUAAAUAUUGCAAUUUAGACGGACUAAAGUGUAUUGGUAAAAAUCUUAAUCAAAUAUUAAAUGGACUUGCUUGUCAAUGUGAAUUGGGAUGUAUGAAUACAGUUUAUGAAGUAGAAAAACUUCAAGAUGCUCAGUUUGAUAAGAUUAAUGAAUCUCUAGAAAUCGGUUUCGUAUCAUGGCCAAUGGUGAGGUACAGAAGAGAAGUAUUAUUUGGCUGGGUAGAUUUACUAGUGGCUUUUGGUGGCAUAGCAGGUUUAUUUUUAGGUUUCAGUUUGCUGAGCGGAGUGGAAAUCAUAUAUUACUUCACACUAAGAGCAUGUUGUAUGGUGACAAAUAACCCUAAAGAAUUAGAAGAACUAAGUCAAGAAUAUGAUCAAAAAGAUGAACCAACUAUAAAUCUAGGAUUAAAACCACUAUGGACUUUUGAAAAUAAGGAAACUUCUGUAAAACCUCAAAUCCAUGGAAAAAAUGAGCCAUUUGCUUUACCUUUUUUGCAUUAAAUAUC